Corticium candelabrum is the source of this 1367-nucleotide messenger RNA. Its product is annotated as N-acylneuraminate cytidylyltransferase-like. The coding region runs from base 35 to 1246 and encodes 403 amino acids. The record is from RefSeq and is a predicted model, not a curated record. The transcript is spliced from 3 exons. Gene Ontology annotation, molecular function: N-acylneuraminate cytidylyltransferase activity; hydrolase activity, acting on ester bonds. NCBI's taxonomy places the organism in Eukaryota, Metazoa, Porifera, Homoscleromorpha, Homosclerophorida, Plakinidae.
UCGAGGUGGCUUGUGUCAAUCACGUGUUUCCAUCAUGGCAGAAUUGCGCACAAACACUAGCACGAAAAAGCGAGCUAUCGGUCUUAUACUGGCUCGAGGAGGUUCGAAAGGAAUCAAGCUGAAGAACAUCAAACUUCUGGCUGGACGACCUCUCCUCUACUGGACGUUUCACGCCCUCCGAGAUUCCGGAAUCGUUGAUGAUAUUUGGGUGUCUACUGAUCAUGAUGAGAUCGAUCGUGUGGCACGAGAGGCUGGAGCUCUUAUUCAUCGACGUGGUGCAGAAGUGUCAAAAGACAGUAGCACAUCAGUGCAGGCAAUACUUGAAUUUUUGGAGAUCCAGAAACCAAACUGCGAUAUUAUCGUUCAUUCUCAAAUAACUUGCCCGUGUAUCAAACCGACUCACUUCCAAGAAAUAAUGAAGAUGUAUGAAAGUGGCAACUACGACUCAAUAUUUAGUGUUGUUCGUCUCCGUUUAUUUCGCUGGCAGGAAGACACUGCUGCAGGAGGCACUGUAUUGCCACUCAACGUUGAUCCAUACAAUCGACCUCAACGGAAACGAUGGAACGGCGAGUUGUAUGAAAAUGGAGCUGUUUACGUCACUCGCAAAGAUCUUCUCGAGAAUCAUGGCAUACUACAAGGAGGCAAGGUUGGAUGUUACGAAAUGGAGCCACACUUGUUUGUGGACAUUGAUGUUCCCGAUGAUUGGCCAAUUGCUGAGGAUCGAGUACGUAAAUAUGGCUACAACCCGAAAACAGCAGAUCAAAAAAUUGUUAUCAAGCUGCUUGUUAGUGAUGCUGAUGGUACGCUGACUAAUGGUCAAGCGUAUGUUUCUAGUAAUGGACGCGAAAGCCGCUCGUAUAGUAGUGUGGACUUGACUGCUGUUAGGAAAAUUAAGCAGUUGGGUGUGGAAGUGCGUAUCGUGACCACCAGCAAAGCAGGUGCUCAUGUGCAUUGGGCAAAGCAGGCGGAUUGUCCUAUUGCUACAGGAACGAUUGACAAGCUGGCUAAAGUUGAUGAAUGGAGGAAGGAGAUGAGCUUGGAAUGGUCACAGGUGGCCUACAUUGGAGAUGAUUUUUUUGAUUUGGAAUGCAUUAAAAAGGCAGGAGUAAGUGGUGCUCCAGCCAAUGCGUCUCGAGAAAUCCAGCAACAUGCUGAUUACAUCACCUCAUCUACUGGUGGCAAUGGUGCAGUAAGGGACUUUUGCAAGUAUCUAAUGGAAACUUGCUGCUCUCAACAGAGUCAGUGACUAACCAUUAAAAACGAGAAAGACAUAUGAUUGAAGUUGUAGCAAGACAACGUAGAUAUGUCAUUUGAGCAACUAGUACAGUGUACUUUUUAUUCAAUGGAACCAAGGGUCAAAUAGUACA